AUGAGACCUUACAGGCUUGCCUUUGAGCAUCAUUAUAUAAUAAGGUUACUAACCAAGCGUUAUUUCUGCUAUUCGCCGCAGUUUAACUCUGGUCAUAGCCGAUGGGCCACCAUCCGUCAUGACAAGGGGAAGAAUGAUGCUGCGAAGAACAAGCAGCGAAACGUGUUUGCAAAGGAAAUAGAAUUGGCUUCUAAAUUAUACGGUCCCAAUCCGGAUGAGAACGGUCAACUCGCUGCUGCAAUUGUCGUUGCGAAGAAAGCAGGCUUCCCGAAAACAUCAAUAUCCGCCGCGAUAGCUCGUGGUCGCGGCAUAUCGCCCACCGGCGCAGCUCUCGAGAAUGUUCAUCUGGAAGCUCUGCUCCCGCAAUCCGUCGGGGUGGUCAUCGAGUGUCAGACCGACAGCCGAAUUCGAACGCUUACAGAGCUGCGGCAGGUGGUGAAGAAGUUUGAGGGGAAUGCGACGCCGACACAAUAUCUUUUUGAGAAGAAGGGCCGAAUCAUCUUCGACACUAGGGAUGGAGUAUCCGCGGAAACGAUUCUCGAGGCGGCGAUCGACGCUGGCGCGCUUGAUGUUACGGAUGGCGACGAAGACACAGUUCGGGUCUUCACGAGUCCCAGCGAUGUGAACUUGGUGUCCAGGGGCAUGGGCAACCAGUUGGGUUUGGAAAUCAAAGCCGCCAAUAUCAUCUGGGAUCCCAAUGAAGAUACAACGGUUCCAUUGGACGAUGGGAAGGCAGAAGAGCUCUGCAGUUUUAUAGAGGCCUUGGAGGAGGUACAAGGGGUGCAAGCGGUGUACAUGAAUGUCGCGCAAGGCUCUCUUGGGAAUGAGACAUGGAAGACCUUUCAGUCGACGCUGGAAAUGUAG
Molecule: messenger RNA, 864 nt
Organism: Eremomyces bilateralis CBS 781.70
Lineage: Eukaryota; Fungi; Ascomycota; Dothideomycetes; Eremomycetales; Eremomycetaceae
Product: YebC-like protein
Exons: 2
Coding region: 1-864 (287 amino acids)
Cellular component (GO): mitochondrion
Source: RefSeq, a predicted model, not a curated record